GGCCGCUGCGGGAGUCAGGUACAGCGCUCGCCCGCCGGGGUCCCCACUUCUCCCUUCCCAGCACGGGGAGGGCUGGGGCUGCAGAAUUGCACCAUCACCAAUGGACCUGGUUGGUUUUGGUUAUGCGGCCCUUGUGACAUUUGGAAGCAUUUUGGGAUACAAGCGGAGAGGUGGUGUUCCGUCUUUGAUUGCUGGUCUCUUUUUUGGAUUUUUGGCUGGCUAUGGAGCUUACCGUGUAUCCAAUGACAAACGAGAUGUGAAACUGUCGUUGUUUACAGCCUUCUUCCUGGCCACCAUAAUGGGUGUGCGAUUUAAGAGGUCCAAGAAAAUAAUGCCUGCUGGGCUGGUUGCAGGCUUAAGCUUCAUGAUGGUCCUGAGACUUGUUUUACUGCUGCUGUGAUCAUCCAGAUAACUGAAAACUAAAUUUGUCGUUUUACUGUAAUUGGCAGGGUGCAUUCUUUGUACUUAAGAGAUUAAAUUUAGAGUGUUAAAUGUCUCAUUUUAUGUUUGAAACAAAAGUAACACUGUCACCUCUAACAUGAACACUAGCUUGAGGUGGUUUUUUGUUUGUUUUUUUAGAGCAAAAAUCUUUUAAUUGUUUCUAAUUGUCAAGCCUUCUUUCCAUUAAAGGUGUUUAGUGAAUCAUGAUACACUGUUUCAUUUGCUGGGACUAUUUUUAUGUGUGUGGUAUUUUGGGGGGACAGUUCCAAAUACUCAUGACUCAAGCAAGUUUAAACUAAACUAUAACUUACCAGAUAGGUAAUUCCUUAAGUGGACUUCAGCUAUUGGUCACCUGGAUUGUAUUAGAAAUUUUAUUUGUAUUGCUAUUAGUAUUAUUUUUUUUCUUCAAAAGAAUUUCAUUCUAAGAACCCUCUGU
This is a messenger RNA of Castor canadensis (American beaver), 877 nucleotides long. RefSeq names its product transmembrane protein 14A (gene Tmem14a). Lineage: Eukaryota; Metazoa; Chordata; Mammalia; Rodentia; Castoridae. Gene Ontology annotation, cellular component: mitochondrial membrane. Gene Ontology annotation, biological process: regulation of heme biosynthetic process. The record is from RefSeq and is a predicted model, not a curated record.